UCGGGAUAGAGAUGUCACAAGGUCCAGGUUAAUUAAUGGAAUCUUAAGGAGUAUGUGAAACGGUUCCGGUCAUGCCUCUACGAGCAGGAUUAAUCCUAGUUCUUGGUUUUGUCGAGCUGACUGUGCUUUUGGUCCUUUGGAGAAAAUUCUAUGAUCAUCAACGGCAAACAAUGUCACCUUUAAACACCGAGACAAAACAUGACGAGGGUGGCAAUGUCUUAAAGCCACUGAACGUCACCAAACAGCUUAUCAUCACUGCAGUUGCUACUAAUAAAGUUACCAUGUGUUUGUUCCAGAGACGGAUAAGUGAUAUAUGUAAUAUUCUUUCAUCAGAAGAAAACGAAAAUAAACUCGUGUAUCAGAAUAUUUAUCGAAUUCUCAAUACUGUUAUGAUUAAUCCAAAUUGUUGGUUGACCUCACUGGUGCAGAACUGCGCACUAUUUCGUUUUGCGCAUGGUUACGACGACAAACCGGUGACCCAAGAGGAACUGGCUUUUCCUCUGGCGUUUGGAAUCAGGAUGCAUAAGUCGGCAGAGCAGGCGGAGCAACUUCUGCGUUCUAUAUACCGUCCACACAACGUGUACUGUAUACACGUGGAUAUGAAGGCAAAAAACAGCGUCUUCGAAAUUAUCAAAAACAUCUCACGAUGUUUUAAAAAUAUUUUCGUCAUUGAAGACCGGGAAUCAAUCGUUUACAGUGGUUCUGGGGUUAUCAAGGCCGAGAUGAAAUGCAUGCUUGCGUGCCUGAACUCUGGCAUCAAAUGGAAGUAUUACUUGAAUCUAUCAGGACAAGAAUUUCCCCUCAGAACGAAUUUAGAAAUUGUGAUGAUUUUAAAGCUAUUUCAAGGUGCAAAUGAUAUCGAAGCUUACGACUAUCCAAAGCAUCAAGAGGAAAGGUUUAAGAAAAGAUACAUUUCCAGUGGGUAUCGUUUAGUUAAAACACACAUAGAUAAACCGCCGUUUGGAUACAAUAUUCAAAUGAGCAAAGGUAGUGCUUACGGAAUGUUUUCUAGACGAUUUGCAGAAUUCCUUUUGACAGACGACGUUGCGAAUAAAUUAACAAAAUGGCUGGACGACACUUGUUCUCCGGAAGAAAACAUAUGGUCAACUCUAAACUCGUUACCAUGGGCCCCUGGUGGUUAUUACGUAGAAACGAGACAUUCGUCAAACACGCAUGCGUCCAGAUCUCUAAUCUGGAGGUGGGACAAGGUGAAAUGUUAUGGGAGGUUUAUCAGGAGUGUGUGCGUCUUCAGUUUCAAGGAUCUGCCGUGGUUGAAGUCGCAGCCACACGUCAUCGCGAACAAGUUUGACAUCAACGACGUCGACCGCGUGGUCGUUGACUGUCUGGAGUCGAUGCUUCUGAAGCGAAUUCAUCAUCCCCUACUGCAGACAGUAGAUAGGAACUACUUUAUGAAUCUACCGCAACUGAGGUUUUACAGGAAAUUAAAUGAAACCAUGAAAUCUACUCGAUUUUUGAACCAAGUCAAACAAAAGUGGAUGAAGGAACAUCCUUGGAAAAUAUUUUAGUUUUUGAAUGAAAUGUGUCAGAACAGAUAGCGAGAUGCACAAAAUAACAUUACCGCCAUGAUUGCUGGUUCACUUAGCUUU
Gigantopelta aegis is the source of this 1607-nucleotide messenger RNA. Its product is annotated as beta-1,3-galactosyl-O-glycosyl-glycoprotein beta-1,6-N-acetylglucosaminyltransferase-like. The record is from RefSeq and is a predicted model, not a curated record. Gene Ontology annotation, cellular component: membrane. The coding region runs from base 72 to 1526 and encodes 484 amino acids. Lineage: Eukaryota; Metazoa; Mollusca; Gastropoda; Neomphalida; Peltospiridae. The transcript is spliced from 2 exons. Gene Ontology annotation, molecular function: glycosyltransferase activity.